CCAUGGUGGAACCAAAAGAUGUGAUGGAGAAGAUCCUGGAGGUCUCCUCCAGCCAGUCUAGAAGACCUGGUGUACGUUCAGGGUUAAAUUUUCUCUAUUCUCUCUCCCUUGGAAGUUCUUGUUCUCCUGGUUCUACAGGAUGAGGUUUUGAUGGCUCAUCAUGUGUCCUGGCAGCCACACAUCCCAACGCACACAGACAGUGCCUGUCUAAGUGUGACGGUCCAAACGGCUAGUGUCGGGAUGGGACAAGAAUGCUAAGCGUGGUGAGAGCAACCCCCAUGCAGCAGCAUAAAACCCUUGUUGAACAGUGUAACAUGGUCUCCGUAAGGCCACAUACCUCCCCUGUGUGCCGUGAAUGGACAGAGGCUGCCGUAGGAGGCCUUAGUUCUAGCUGGGGGCAGAGGGGACAGUAGACUGCAUUGUCCCAUUGCUAAAGCGAGGCCGUAGAACACACUGAAGAACACAUUGUUGAGCAACACAAUCGGUGGUGACAUCACUUAGGUCCGUGGCAUUGUGCCUCCCUAGAACUGAUCUCAAGUGACUUGAGUUAUACUGUACGUGGCUGCUGGAAAAGGUGUAAUGUUGACUGAGCCCAAGACUAACUUCUGAGACUCAAGGGUGUGGUCUAUUUGAAUACAUUUUGUUGAAUCUAGUGUGGAUGAGAGGCGUAAAUGUAGUAGAAUUCAAUGAAAACGUAUUGGGGGGUAUUUACACUUGGUCACUUCAUGAGUUUUUACUGAUUGGACAGCUAUGCGAUCAUGAAAAGACCAAGUGUAAAUGCUCUUCAAGACUGGUUCGAGACCUCCGGAGGUGGUUUGAGAUGCAUUCCAGAUAAAACUUAAGUGUAAAUGCAUCUGGCUGUUCAAGCUACAAAUGUAAAAUUUACUCCGCCCAAACAGCGAUACGUCAGCAUUGGAAAAAUGUGAAAUAUUUAACAGCUGCUAUACCGAAUAUUUGCUUUUGGCUUGCAUUGCACAAUAAAUAAUAACAAAUUAAGAAAUGGAUGCACGUUGUUGGAGAGAGAGAACUUUUUUUCUUUGUUUAUUUGAUGCAGAUGGCUGACAAAACUAAAACUAAACACUGACAAUAAGUGCAGCUGACGCACAUGGACAUAUCAAGCCCAGAGGGGAAAAAUACACAGUGCACGGACACACGGGCACUGGACAAAGUCACUUGGAAUCAAAUAAUAAAUCACAUCUUUUUUAUUUGCUGCCCGCCAUUAGUAUAAUCACAGAAGUUAACUCUUGUUUUAAUUGCAUAUAGCGCUGGAAUUGAAGAAAUGAGUAAUAUCUAUUUAGCGGAGCCGUAUUAAUGUGGCCAAGUGUAAAUGGAAUGUGCUUAUUCAAUCGAAAAGCAAUCCGAUCAUUAAAAAUGCAUGAAGUGACCAAGUGUAAAUACCCCCUUAGUGUUGACGUUGUGUGUGGUGAAAUUAGUUAUCACUGAAGAAUUGUGCUCUGUUGUCCAAUUGUGAAAAUGAGAACAUUUGUGGAGAAAAAUUUAAAGUGAUCUUUAAAAUAUAUUUGUAUUUGAAAUUGAGAUGCUUGCUUAGUGUGUUCAACAAGAAAUAAAACAUUUUUCAUCAUUGUUUUCAAAGCAAUAUGCCUUCAAAAUAACACAAAGAAUGUUUUGACUAUUUCAACUAUGUCCAUUUAUUAACAAUUAUGAUAUUCUUCUUUUUGUAUUGGUUAAUUUAUGCAACAUUGACAUAAGAUUAAGAGAGCAUAAAUGAGCAAUUAACAUUUUUAUUCUAAGGCUAUGGAUGAAGUUAUGACUUUCUUAUGACUUUGUUAGUAUUGCUUGCUUUUAACUCAACUCAAACUGAAUUCUCCCUGCAAAAUCCAUUCUCACAAUCUUGAUCUUUUUCCGACUUAUACCCUUCAGCAUAUGAACAACAGCUGUUCCAGUUGCGGCGACAGGUCAUGCCACACACACCCUCACACACAUGCAUGCAUACUCUCUACAUGGUCAUUAUCAUAUUAUCUGUUGUUUUCUAUUUCUACAGCAAAAGUGUGAAUGGCAUCCUCAGUUCCAACCUAAUUUAAGAUUUUCUGUGAAGACUUUGUUGGAAAAGUACACUGCGGAGCCCAUUGAUGACUCGUCGGAGGAGUUUAUAAACUUUGCUGCAAUUUUGGAGCACAUCCUCAGUCAUCGCUUUAAAGGUCCAGGUGGUUGGUUCAGUUCAGAUGGCCAGAGGAGUUUUUGGGAUUAUAUUCGUCUGGCCUGCAGUAAAGUCCACAACAACUGCAUCAGUAGCAUUGAGAGCAUAGAGAACAUUAGCACAUCACGUGCAAAGGGACGAGCCUGGAUUCGUGUGGCUUUGAUGGAGAAGCGUCUGUCUGAAUAUGUAGCCACGGCAUUAAGAGACACUCGAACCACCAGGAGAUUCUAUGAUGAUGGCGCUAUAAUGCUAAGGGAGGAAGCUACCGUUCUGACUGGGAUGCUAAUUGGACUCAGUGCUAUUGACUUCAGUUUCUGUCUGAAGGGAGAGGUUUUGGAUGGAAAGACACUUGCGGUGAUUGACUACACACCUUAUCUGAAGUUCACCCAGAGUUACGACUACCUGAGUGAUGAGGAUGACCGCCACAGUGUGGACAGCAGUGCCAGUGAUGAGAGCGUAGCCGAGCACCCUUACAUUCCUCUGGUCACAGAUGAAGAGAACUGGAGCAACAAGUGCCGAAAGAUGGAGCAAAGGUUCAAGAUCGUCUAUGCACAAAAGGGUUAUUUAGAGGAAUUAGUGCGCUUGAGGGAGUCCCAGCUGAAAAAUGUAGAAACUGAGAACAAGAGGCUAGAUGCUAAACUAGAGGAACUGCGGAUCCAGAGCCAACAAGAAAAGCAAGAACUGGAGGCCAUCAUACUGGAGCUACAAGCACAAAUCACUGGUAUCAUUCCUUGUGAGUCCUCUCAUUUGGUAAAAGGUCUGUCCAUUCCGCUCAUCAACCAAUGGACAACUGCACAAGGCGCCAACAACCAAGGAAACGUAAAGGUGUUUCGUCGAAGAAGUUUUCACAGUUUGGACCUCUCGGCUGAUGCAAGUUUGAACUCUGACUCUCAGAAGGAAGACGGCAAUCUGAAUAGAGGCACAGCGUGGUCAGCAGAUAAAGACAACACUCCAUCGAUGCUGGGUCUAUGUGGUUCUUUGGCUUCUCUACCCAGCUGUAAGUCUCUGGCAAGUCUCAAAUCCAGUGAGUAUUUGGUCAACAUCAGCACAGAGCCAAGUCCUGCUCUCUCUCCCAGCUAGGGGGCACCAAAAUCCAACCAACAAGACAUUUCUCAGCUCCAGCUUUACUUUUCUUUAGGUGACAACACACCCACCCUGCUAACAUCUCCCAAUGUCCCUAUAGUGAUCUGAAACAAAGCAUUUUUACUAUGAGUAUUGAAAAAAAAUGAAACAUACAGUAUAUUAAAAUUACCCCAUAGAGGUACCUUUUUCUGAGUUUUUUAGUUUCACUACAAGAAAUGUUACUGUAUGUGAAUUUGGUAUUGAAGUGUAGGAUGCAGUCUUGAAAAAUUCAUGAAUGACAACCCCCCUCAGCACUCCCUUAUUUUUCCAUCCUUAUUUAGCAACCUAAUUUUCACUCUUGUCUUCCUCCACCCUUUAAAGUCUUCAUCAGCAUGUUAGAGUCUUUGUAACAUUCCCUGAGCCCAAGACCAUAUCAGUUAGGCUUGAAUUUCCUGGGAUUUUCAGCACAAAAGGCACAUAACAGAUCAAAGUGCAUUGCCUUCUUCCUAUGCUUAUUAACUUAAAAGGUAGUUCAGCCAAAAAGGAAAAUUCUGCCAUUAUUAAUGGAUAUUCCAGCAGAAAAUAUCAGAAUAAAGAGACGGAGACCGAGGGAGUGAGGGGACGGAAGCUGCUGCUUGUAUCUGCAUGUGAAGCUUUAUUAAGGCUGUAAAUGCCUCCACUGACUACAUGUACUUGCUCUAAUGACAGUAAUAUGAUGUGAGUGCAAGUAUGUCAACUUGUCAGCUAAAUUGAAAACUUUUGUCUUAUUUAUCUUACUGGUGUCACUUUAUUUCUUGUGUUUCUUAUGUUUAUGCAUACAUAAUUGUCUAUUUUGUUAUACAGUGGCAGUGCUCUGCUGUUUAGUCAUUUUGAAUUGUAAUAAACUAUUAUUUUGUUAUCCCAA
Molecule: messenger RNA, 4124 nt
Organism: Myxocyprinus asiaticus (Chinese sucker)
Lineage: Eukaryota; Metazoa; Chordata; Actinopteri; Cypriniformes; Catostomidae
Product: RUN domain-containing protein 3A-like
Exons: 11
Coding region: 1943-3238 (431 amino acids)
Cellular component (GO): cytosol
Source: RefSeq, a predicted model, not a curated record